Messenger RNA from Rhipicephalus sanguineus (brown dog tick), 3126 nucleotides. RefSeq lists its product as uncharacterized. The record is from RefSeq and is a predicted model, not a curated record. The transcript has 31 exons. Gene Ontology annotation, biological process: phosphorylation. Gene Ontology annotation, molecular function: ATP binding; kinase activity. NCBI's taxonomy places the organism in Eukaryota, Metazoa, Arthropoda, Arachnida, Ixodida, Ixodidae. The coding region runs from base 1 to 3126 and encodes 1041 amino acids.
AUGUACACAGUCUACAUACGCUUCUCGUACUUCUUCAAAUGGCUGCUUCUGAGACUGCCAGUUUCGCUGUGCAGGAGAAAAGGCCGCUUUGACCUGUACACUUUUGGUGUUAGAUAUGAGCCACGACGCUGCGGCCUUCUAUGUCCGGAGGAGGAGUCUUCCCUGGAUGACAUCUGCUCCUCUUCUCCAUGUUCUGACAAGUCCUUGCAGGGUGAUGAUGGAGAGAAGUGCGGCGAGGAGUUGGAAGAUGAGAUGCUCGUCUGGGCCAGCACUGAGCGCGGCGAGUGCCUGCUGGCACGCGUGCGCCGUCAGCCUUCUAGGGGGACGGCUGAAGCGUGGCUCUACAUGCGUACCGCCGACGGUCACAGUUAUGUGCUGCCAACCGGCAGCCAGAACACAGCUGACUGUUCACACCGUGGCGUGUACGCUGCCUCGGGUUUGCGACUCGAGCAGUUGGUACCCAUGCGCCGCUGGAGAGUCGCGUUCAAUGGACUGCUCAGGUGUACAACGCGUGGAGGUGUUAUGGCUCACGUUCAGCUUGGCCUUGUGUGCAAGACAUCCUCCCAUGUUUUCGAACACCGAGCUCAUUUUCCGGCGAACUUCGUGGCCCGGCAACUGGCUGGCCAGAGCUGGACAAAGCAUGGAAUCCCCAAUGUGAACAGACUUCUGGACGAGGUCGACGGCUACGCACAGCUUGUUUUCUGCACGGGGUCUGUCAGCGUGGACAGCGAAACACCGCGAGAGCUGUUCCUUUGGGGUUUUCGUAUCAGGAGUAUUGAAAAUGGCAGCCCGCCACUGCGCUCUUUUGGCCACAUUAUGGGCAGGACUAAAAGUGGGAUCACCUUCUUUGUUCGAGAGGUCGGUAUUCAUGGCUUGACAGAAAGGUACCAGACGGGCCUAGUCGCCCUCCCCUCUACGGAAAUUGGUCCUGUGACAGACUGCAGCCGACGGAUAUUGACGGAUGGCUUGGGCUUCAAGAAACACUUUAUGCUCGAAUUCGGGCCGGGCCUGAACCAUUUUCACUUGGACGUGCGUUCUGACUGCCAGCCACUGGAUGAACAACUGUUGGACGCAUGCUGUCGCGGUCAGAACGCUGAGGUGGCACUCAGCUGGUUUCCAUGCAUGGUCAACGAAUACCCAGGAUGCUUGUUGCACUUAUCAAGUCCGAGGCAAAGUUCAAGUCGGUGCUCAUUGGGGGAGAAGAAGCUCGUGACACCUCUUCUUCUCACGCUUCAUGAUGGAGACAAAGCUCCACCCAGAUGCACGGACACGCUGUCACUGGAUGAGGACGCUUGCCGCAGCUCCUGGUGGGCUGGAGGUAAGGGUGCUUCCCUCGCAUCCCUCAGGCUGCUCGCCAAGCACGGAAUGCAGAUGAGCGUUCCUGAGGGGUUUGUCGUCACUACGGCAGCCUAUGAAAAAUUCUCCAGGCAUCCGGACGUUCGGUCAGCUGUGCAAAGCCUUUCAAAAAUCAAAAGCUUCACAGAAUCAGACUCUAUCGAGGCAUGCAACAAGGUGGUCCGAUUCCUUGAGUCUGCCCCCCUACCGGACGAGGUACAGGCUGCCAUCAGAAGUUCUUAUGCCAUUGUUUUUGGAGAAGCGUCACCUGACCUUCGCGUCGCAGUGAGAUCAUCGGCUGUUGGAGAGGACUCCGAGGACAUGUCGUCAGCAGGCCAAAUGGAAACGUUCCUUGCCGUCACUGGCGUGGAUGAGGUUAUGAAGACGGUAGCAAAGUGUUGGUCUUCGCAGUUCAGCCACAUCGCAUGCGGUUACAAACGGCGCUGCGGUCAGCCCCUAGACUCUCCGAUGGCCGUGGUCGUGCAGGCGAUGGCGCCGGCGGAAGUGGCGGGCGUCCUCUUCACCUGCGACAGCCGCACGGGCGACCCCAGGCGCAUCCUCAUCACGGCCAACCACGGGCUCGGAGACUCAGUCGUCUCUGGCAAGACCGAUCCGGAUACACUGGUACUAGAGCGCUGUAUGAAGACCGGGGACAUAAAAGUGGCUGAGAUCUGCGUCGGCGCCAAACAACACCAGACGGUGGUGCUCGAUGGCGGGGGCACCCAGCUCCAGCCAGUGAAGCACACGAAUGGACCAAGCUGCUGCUUGUCCCAAGAGCAGAUCAGACUGUUGGGACGGCUCGCAGAACAGCUGGAGAGUGCAUUCAGCGGUCCGCGAGACGUGGAAUGGGCUUUCAAGGGUGACACGCUCUACGUACUGCAGGCACGUCCAGUGACGUCAUUGUACCUGCCAACGGACGUGGAGCUGAUGCACGAACUGGACGAAGGAUUCCGGACGUCUGAUGAAUGCCUUACGAAAGCAAACAUCGGGGAAGUCGUCAACUGCGCUCAGAGCCCCCUGGGAUCAGCGAUAUUCACCAAUGGGUUGUUGGUCAGCAACAAGGAAGAAAACCACGAGAGGGCCAAGAGGUUUCACAACCCUUACCACGAUCGUUUCUUCGUCACAGCAGUGGGCAACGUUUUCUUCCCGGCGUCGAACGACAUAUUCAACAUGCGGGGAGACGGAGCCUUGCGCAAGGGCGUUGCGUACGCCAUGCGUGGCGGCUGCAUGGAGGACGAGGACGUCAAUCGGCUUAUGGUCGAGCGUGCCAAGUUGCGGUUUGCUGUUGCCCAAUUCUUCAGCGUUCGCAAGCUGCUGACGGAACUGUGGAACUGCGAAAAGCUCGUGAAAGAUGGUUACAAGAAGUACUAUCACAUGAAGAUUCCAGUUGGCGAAGGAGAUGACUCAUACAAGAUAUUCCAGGAGAUCUGUCAGAAACUCGUCGUGAUUUCCAGGUCUGUCAAAGUUCACGGGGCCACAAAUAUGAAUUCAGUCAUUGCCAACAGCCUGGCGUUCACAAUGCUUGCUAAGUUUCGUGGAGAGUGGUCAGACAGAGUACUUUCCGACUUCGGGUCUCUGAUGACCUCUGCUGGCGACGUGUGGAGCGCGGAGGUGCCCUGCGCAUUGCAGAAAAUUGCGGCGGAAAUUAGCAGACAUCCAGAAGCUGAGGAGUUCAAGAGCAUGGACACUGAGGUUGCUCUGCGCUGGCUUCAUGAGAAUGACGCUGGAAAUAUUUUCAGGGAGUUUCUUCGGCGCCAUGGCCACCGCUGCAUCAAUGAGUUGGAUGACUAA